UACAGAAGCUUCAGGUUAUUUAGGUAGACAUGCAGAAUGGUAAUACAAACGACGUGGAGGAUGAGGAUUAUAAACUCUUCGUCCACGUACAUUCUCCUGCUUUAAGGGCAUCCAGGAUACCCCCAAUAUACUGGAGGAGUCUGUAUUACAAACUCGCCAAUGAGAUAUUUGAUGCUGGCGAAGUGUUUGGGAUUAUGCGAGUGGAACCGGAUGAGGAGGACCAGGCACAGGAGAAUGAAGAAGGGCGGCGGAGCUCGAACCCCGGCGGAGAGGAUUCCUAUCAAGUAAUUGUCACCCGGGAGAGUGGGGUGCAGGCGGCAGAUCCGACCAGCAUAUAUCUAAUAGACCAUGCCUGGACAUAUCGAGUCGAGUGUGCCAGGCAGCAGUUGUUGGAGGUACCGGGACUGUUUGUCCGCAUGGCUGACCUGAUGGGGCUGCCCUUCCAUGGAGAGGUCCCGGAUCCGGAUAUCCUGGAGCUGGUGUUAGACAACAUGUGGAAAUUCAAUCAGACCUACCAGCUUUCACAGGGGUCUGCAGAGGAGAAGGUUCCUGUUUGGUAUAUCAUGGAUGAGUUUGGUUCCCGUGUGCAGCACUCCUCUCAGCCCACGUGCUGUGUAGCUCCUCUCUUCUACACUCCUCAACAGAUUGCCUUCUCAGUGCUGUGGCCUCUACAGGACCUGGAGAAUGGAGAUGAAGUUACACGUGAUUAUGCCUAUGGGGAAACUGAUCCCCUGCUAAGAAAAUGCCGUCUGUUGCCAUGGAUACCAGAUAGUCUGGAGGCAGUGAGUGAUGACACUACAGAGGUGUCUGACCUUUACUAUGAGGUGAUUUUGAAGGAAAACAAGGAGGAACUUCCAUUAGAUAUCCAGGCUCACAGUGUUUCUGAGGGCAGGGUUCUGAAAGUGUACACAGAGAUGAAGCAAGUUUUGGAGAAUUUAAAGCACCCACGUUUUGUGCUAACUGAGACUGAGGAGGAUGCUGACAUUUUGUGGAUGUUCAACCAUGUCCGGGAUUAUCGGAGACUGAGCGAGGAGCGACCUCGGGUUGUGCUAAACCAGUUCCCAUGCGAGUACGUCAUCACUACGAAGGACCUCUUGGCCUCUGUGGCACGGAGAGCCAGGGGAGCUCAGGGGGCUCAGUGGCUCCCCAAGACCUUUAACCUACAGACAGAGCUUCCCCAGUUCAUUAAGCAUUACCUGCAGAACCAGGAGAGGGGGGAAGACAACCAUUGGAUCUGUAAGCCCUGGAAUCUGGCCCGUGGCCUAGAUACACACAUCACCAACAGCCUUAACUACAUCAUCAGACAGAGAGAGAGCACCCCAAAGGUGGUGUGUAAGUACUUGGAGGACCCAGUGUUGUUUAACAGAGAGGAAGUUGGCCUGGUGAAGUUUGACAUUCGCUACAUGCUUCUACUGCGCUCUGUGAAGCCUCUGCGUCUCUACACAUACAACGUGUUUUGGCUCCGUUUUGCCAACCAGCCUUUCUCUCUGGAUCACUUUGAUGACUAUCAGAAACACUUUACAGUUAUGAACUAUGCUGAAGGGGUGCAGCUGAAGCAGAUUCAUUAUGAUGAAUUCAUCCCCAUGUUUGAGAGGCAGUACCCUCAGUAUCCAUGGAAACAGGUUGAGGGGGAGAUCUUUAAGGCCUUUGCUGAGCUUUUCCAGGCAGCCUCAUCCCGACCAGCUCCCUACGGCAUCUGUGCUUACCCCUCCUCCAGAGCCAUCUAUGCCAUAGACCUCAUGUUGAAAUGGGGACAUUCAGCCGGGGGUGAUCGUGUGAUGCAGCCCCAAAUCCUGGAGGUGAACUUUAACCCAGACUGUGCUCGUGCCUGUCGUUACCACCCCAGCUUCUAUGACCACAUCUUCCAGACGCUGUUCCUAGACCAGGCCAAUGACUGCCCUGUCACUCGCGUUGUGUGACCGUCAUGUGUUUGACUCCCUGUCACUCUCAAAGCAGACAUCUCCAGACCAAUGCACCGGCUGGCAUAGGCUUUUUCUGUUUCUCUACAGUUCUAUGUAUAAACAUCUAAAUAGUUUUGGUGUUUUUGUCAUUGAGAGAAUUCUUAUUGAACCAUCUCAAAGUGCUAUUGACGGAAAACUUAAAAAGUAAGAAUUAAAAUUUAUACU
Molecule: messenger RNA, 2126 nt
Organism: Chanos chanos (milkfish)
Lineage: Eukaryota; Metazoa; Chordata; Actinopteri; Gonorynchiformes; Chanidae
Gene: ttll12
Product: tubulin tyrosine ligase-like family, member 12
Exons: 14
Coding region: 30-1919 (629 amino acids)
Biological process (GO): protein modification process
Cellular component (GO): cytoplasm
Source: RefSeq, a predicted model, not a curated record